Molecule: messenger RNA, 1329 nt
Organism: Rhincodon typus (whale shark)
Lineage: Eukaryota; Metazoa; Chordata; Chondrichthyes; Orectolobiformes; Rhincodontidae
Gene: slc38a8a
Product: solute carrier family 38 member 8a
Exons: 10
Coding region: 1-1329 (442 amino acids)
Biological process (GO): amino acid transmembrane transport
Molecular function (GO): amino acid transmembrane transporter activity
Source: RefSeq, a predicted model, not a curated record
AUGGACGAGCUGGCUCGAGAGAAUAUCAAUCUACUGGCCAAGCCAAACUCUCUGGACGCAGAGAGGUCAGGUCUGUCAUCCUGUGGAGCAGUAUUCAUCCUGCUGAAAUCAGCCCUUGGUGCUGGGCUCCUCAACUUCCCCUGGGCUUUCAGCAAAGCAGGAGGGAUCCACACAGCCAUCACCGUGGAGAUGGUUUCCCUCAUCUUCCUCAUCAGCGGCCUGGUGAUCCUUGGUUACUGUUCUUCAAUCAGCCAACAGUCCACCUACCAGGGAGUGGUGAAGGAGACCUGUGGGCCCACCGUUGGGAGACUCUGUGAGAUCUGCUUUGUCUUCAACGUCUUUAUGAUCUCAAUCGCAUUUCUCGUCGUCGUUGAAGAUCAGCUGAGCAAAUUGUGCGACUCAAUGGCGAUCAAUGAAACCAUGGCAGACAGUUCGGACACGCCCCGGCCCUGGUACACAGACCAUCGUCUGGGACUGUCUGGCAUCUGCCUCUUUGUCAUCCUGCCAUUAUCAAUCCCGGAGGAGCUCAGCUUUCAGAAGUACAGCAGCAUCCUGGGGACUUUGGCAGCCACAUAUCUCACAAUUAUGGUAGUGGUGAAAUUCUAUUUGAUAAUGGAUUCCAAGUUCAUUCCAGACCAGCACAGCUCCAGUGUUCCUUCAUGGACAGCCAUUUUCACCGUCGUGCCAACAAUUUGCUUUGGAUUCCAGUGUCACGAGGCCAGUGUGGCGAUCUACAGCAGCAUGGAGAACAGGAAACUCUCCCAUUGGAUCCUCAUCUCUGUCCUCUCCAUGGUGGCAUGUCUGCUCAUUUACUCCAUCACAGGAGUGUAUGGAUACUUAACAUUUGGUACAGACGUGGCUGCAGAUAUCCUAAUGUCAUACCCAGACAAUGAGGUUCUCAUUAUAAUAGGGAGACUGCUCUUUGGGAUCUCCAUCAUCACCAUCUAUCCCAUAAUACUCCAUUUGGGCAGGUCUGCCAUUCAGGAGCUGUGCGUAAAAUGCCGUCCUCGGAAUGCGGUGCUGACGGUAUCAUCCAGGAGGAGACUGAGGCUCUUUCUGACGACCUGCUGGCUCCUGGUCACCAUGGUGAUAGCACAGUUUGUCCCUGACAUCAGUGAAGUCAUCAGUCUCAUCGGGGGCAUCAGCGCCUUCUUCAUUUUCAUUUUCCCAGGCCUGUGUCUAUUCUGCACCAUGCAAACAGGGCCCAUGUCUCCCAGAGUCAGGUCGUCUUUGAUGGUCUGGGGAACGAUUACCAUCCUGUGUGGAGUGUUCAUCUUUGGACAGAGUACAGCCAGUACAGUGAUCAAGUUGAUGGAGGGACUGAUCUAA